Molecule: messenger RNA, 1542 nt
Organism: Wallemia ichthyophaga EXF-994
Lineage: Eukaryota; Fungi; Basidiomycota; Wallemiomycetes; Wallemiales; Wallemiaceae
Exons: 2
Coding region: 1-1542 (513 amino acids)
Source: RefSeq, a predicted model, not a curated record
AUGUCGACGCUCCACCAAGGCAGAACUGAUAUCUUCUUUAAAUUACCCAUGUCUUUAUCAAACCCUGACAUUCUAUUUAACGCUCUGCCCGCCUGGUCAAAACUUCACCAGCUUCAUCCUUCCCUAAGUCUCACUGUGCAGGAAGGUGAAAAUUUGCACUUCGUCUUAAACACAGACAAUCUCUCCAGCGAUCCUCUUACCACCCUGAUUCACUCCUCUCACUCCCUCAUUUAUCAACAUGACGUUGACGUUGAUACUUGGAUGCGCAACUACCUCUGGAACGGCCCUAGACGUUACCUCGACCACGCUCACCUCGCCAGGUUGUUUAUCUUCCACAACACCCUCACUAACAACGUAGACCUCGUAAUCGCAACUGCACACUCUAUCUCUGACGGCACCUCCGUCGUCAGCCUCAUGCACGACUUCCUCCGUCUCCUCACGAGUGAUCUUCUCGACGAGUGCAAUGUUCGCGCCGACCUCCCGACAUUGGAAAAUUUUCACUCUUUCACUCCCCACAUCCACACCGUCGGCGAUCUCACCCCGCUCAAGGUCACAAAGGAAGACAUUCUAUCUGCCCUCCCUGAUGCGACGGAAGUGGGCUAUCCGCCGCUGCCUAACUACGCACCCAAACGCACAACUCCCCUCCCCCGCCUCAGAUGGUACUGGGCUAUUAGGCGGGUGGUGAGUCAGGUGCGGAGCGACAAGUUGGAUCGACUCACUACCCUUGAGUUCGUCGGUGGAUACUCUCCUCAACAGCAACAAUCUCUUCAGCCUCCCUGGGGUGCUCUGACCGAUUGGAUGCACUUCUCCCUCUCACGCGAGCAGACGGACGCCGUGGUGCGCUUCGCCAAGGCGUGUGCAGUAAAGAUAGGACCACUCCUCUUUGCAGCGACCUCGAUGGCUAUUGCGAAUGUGAACCACCGGCACAAGCAGCAGCACACGGGCGACACAUGUCUCGUAGGCUUCCCCUUCUCGUUGCGGCCCUAUCUACAAAGACGCACAGCGACGACGAGCAACGUAUCUGUCCAGCUCGGUUUCGGUGGGAUACAGCUACCGUCUACGCCGUGCACAAGUGAUUCACCCACCUUUAAAAGGCGUUUCGCACACCGCGCGCAAACCGCUCAAACCCAGUUUGUCAAUCUACUCACAUCCCCAACUCUUUUACAAGAUGCACACACCAUGGCGCUCUCCCGCGCUGCUCAUUUUGCACAGGGGGGUGAUGGGUGGAAGGCGGUGAAAGAGAAGGGUGACGAGACACAGCAUUCACAGCGAGGUAAAGGGACUGCUAUCAACGCGUCGAUGCUGGGUGUUAUGAAUGUUAAGCAGCUAUACCAGGCUACAGAUGGCGUCAUCAUGCUCGAUCAAUCUCCCUCACGAUCUGCCCUACUUGGCGUCCGCUGCCGCUCUAACGAACUCCUCCUAGAGACUUUCUCCCUCGGUGGCCAACUUACCGUUAGUCUUGGUAAGGAUGGUGUGCAGUGGGGUGAUGAGUGUGUGCGCGAAUAUCUUGAUGAAUUUGAGCGGAUUUUGAAGGCAUUUUGA